This is a messenger RNA of Orbilia oligospora ATCC 24927, 1125 nucleotides long. RefSeq lists its product as uncharacterized. The transcript has 6 exons. Lineage: Eukaryota; Fungi; Ascomycota; Orbiliomycetes; Orbiliales; Orbiliaceae. The record is from RefSeq and is a predicted model, not a curated record. The coding region runs from base 1 to 1125 and encodes 374 amino acids.
AUGCCGUGGGCGACGAGAUCUGUUAGGCAGGACUUAUGCCUGGCCGCGGUCCUGGGUGGGCCGUUGAUUGCAUUUGUUUUUACAAUUAUGAGAUUCUUUGAUCGAAGAAAAGCGGGUUUAGGAUGGGAUGAUUAUUUAAUUGGUUUUGCUUGUCUGUUAUUAAUUGUUAUAAUAUACCCAUCAUGGAGGAUAAUAAAAAUGUUACAUUAUGGUAUACACCUAUGGGAAGUGGAGCCACUUGCUCUCGUCGAGAUAGAUUAUGAGGAAUACCACCACCUCACUCUUGUCUUCAGCUUCCUCUCCGGGCUUAUCAUGCCCCUCGUCAAAAUCUCCAUCCUCCUACUCCUCCUCAAGAUUGGCAGUGUUUUCGACAACCUUCGAAAAGCCAUCUGGGUCUUCAUCGUCAUUUCUGUAAUCAACUGCAUCAUCGUACAGAUGCUACUCCUCUUCCAAUGUCCCCAAAAACCGGAUGAUACUGCCGCCGACAAGACCUUUGGCGGCCUCGAAUGUAUACCAAGGAAAAUGCUUGGCAGGAUUAAUAUCUACCAGGCUAUCUUCAAUAUGUCGACGGAUGUCUUUGUGUUCCCGAUCCCGGUUUAUAUUGCAUAUAAGAUGCGAAUGGCGAGUUUGAAGGAUAGAUUGAUGGUGGUGUUCCUUUUCUCUCUGGGAUUACUCGUCACCGUCAUCGGCGCUAUCCGUGUCUACCUCGUCUACGAAGAAAGAGUCUACAUCAAAGCCGCCCCAGAUUGGACAUGGGGUGGCUCAGUCUGGGUCCUUCAACACCUCGAAUGGACCGUCGCAAUAGUCAUUGCCUGCGUCCCUAACUUCCGCACCCUCGUCGGCCGAUGGUUCCGACGCAACUCCAAUCGAAGUACCCAAAUCAACGUCGGAAGUCUAGAUGCCAGUGGCAGUUUAUCCCCCGCAUCGAUCAGAUUUUCAAAACAUAGCAAAACCCCGAUCUUGAAGAACGCACCAAUGGAUAGUAUCAUGGAGCUGGAACAUGUGGACUAUCCGGCUGGGACCGGGAGCGCGGAUAUUGAUCUUGAGCAAGCGCUCAAGAUGGAAUUGAAGGAGAUUAAUCAGUUGAAGAGAGAGAUGCAUUUCCAAAAGGAGAUCUCGGUUUGA